This is a messenger RNA of Vigna angularis (adzuki bean), 1332 nucleotides long. RefSeq lists its product as uncharacterized. The transcript has 2 exons. Bases 82 to 534 code for a protein of 150 amino acids. NCBI's taxonomy places the organism in Eukaryota, Viridiplantae, Streptophyta, Magnoliopsida, Fabales, Fabaceae. The record is from RefSeq and is a predicted model, not a curated record.
UUCAUCGUUAUUCAUAGUUUCUCUCAAGAAAACACAUCUUGCAUAUACACAUUUUGUUCUUUGUAUCCUUUUCGUUAGAGAAUGUGUUUUCAAACCAUAAUAGCUCUGGUGCACUACAACGGUCGCGUCAUCAAUGACGAGCUUCUGUCAUCACGAUUUGUGAGCGAAGUUUCACGAUAUCUUGAAGUGAAUAACUUCAUGGCAGUAAAGGCUCUCAAACAAACAAUUCUUAAUUUGUUCAUUGCUUCCAAUGGAAAAUCAUACACCGUUGAUUUGUGUUACCGUUGUCCCGUGAAAGCAAAUGAUCAGUUAAAGAUUUCUUAUCGUACUGUGAUGAUUGAGGAUGACGACGAUGUAAGAUUCGUGAUUGGUUAUGCCAAAAAAUACGAACCUCACGUACAGCUUGAGGUCAUGGCAUUCAUCCGAGAAUACAUCGAAACAUCUGCUGAUGUCAUUUGGGAGCACUUGGAAAAACAGCUAGGUGAUUCAUUAAAUAUCGACAAAACACAGUCAGAAAGGGGUUCUGCUAUAUGAGACGAAACCAGUACAUCAGUGCAUACCAGUUUUACCUGCUAGAAAUAGCUGAUGAACUCAGUUGAAAUCGAAAAUGCACAACAUUUGCAGCUGCUUGUAAUAAUCGAUAUAACGCAUCACCAUUCUACACGUGAUUAAGAAAAUAAACAAAUUUAUAGCAAGUCACUAGGCAUUUUUUUUUUCUUUUUCUUUAAAAAUUAAAAAUAUAAAUGUUUUAUUAUUCAAAAUAUUUGAAUAUUGUAUAUUGAUUGUGACGGUAACAGAUCAAGAUAAAUGUCCUCCUCGUUCAUCCUAUAACAAACAUGCAAGGUUCAAAAGUUAUACAAUAAUGACAGAAAUCGAUUCUUCCUUCUUGAAUACAAAUGGCAACUACCAAAUUCAUUAGUGUUCGUUAACACUUUCAAUUUGAAAGUUUAGAAAACACUGAUAAAUUGUAAUACUAAAGUUGCAUGGCUGCCAUAUUUAUCCAAGAAAUAUGAAUCCGUUUCUUAUUAUUGUAUAAAUUGAAAUCUUCAUGUUAGUUAUAGAAUGGGUUAAGAAGACAUUUAUCUUGAACUGUGCCAGUCACAAUCCAUGUGUAAUAUCCAAAUAUUUUGAUUGAUAGAACAUUUAUAUUUAUCACUUUUAAGGAAAAAAAAACUAGUGACAUGAUGCUAUAAGUUUAUUUAUAUUCAUAAUCACAAGUAGUAAAAUGGUGAUGUGAAUGUAGAAUGUUGGUUGUACAUGAUAGGGUUUCGACCCCCAAAUUUUGUUAUAUGUAUACAUUAAUAUAUGAAUAUUUAAUUUUGUCAUGUUAUA